AGAGCGUCCGUGCUCCGACGAGCUCCUCGACGUCUACGAGCUCCGGCGGUCCGGUGAUUGAGUUGGCGAACACAUCGCUCCUGAAUCCGAAUCGUUCGUAUGCUCCGCUCAGUACUGAGGAUCCGGGUAAUUCAAGCAAGUGUCUCUAUUACUGCAGCAAGGGUGCUCUUACUGUAGGUCUACCUCCAGCUUGGGUAGAUGUAUCUGAAGAAAUAUCAGCAAAUGUGCAGCGUGCACGUGUGAAAAUGGCCGAGCUAAGUAAGGCUCAUGCAAAGGCUUUAAUGCCUUCUUUUGGAGAUGGUAAAGAAGAUCAGCGCUUGAUUGAGGCCCUUACACAAGAGAUAACUGGUUUGAUAAGAAAAUCAGAGAAGAAACUACAAAGACUUUCUGCCACCGGACCUUCUGAAGAUUCAAAUGUCAGAAAAAAUGUGCAGCGUUCUCUUGCUACUGACUUGCAGAACCUCUCAAUGGAACUUCGAAAGAAACAGUCCACUUAUUUGAAGCGUCUCAGGCAGCAAAAAGAGGGUCAAGAUGGGGUUGACAUAGAGAUGAAUCUAAACGGAAACAAAUCAAGAGUGGAAGAUGAUGAUUUAGAUGACAUGGUAUUUAAUGAGCAUCAGCUUACUAAGCUUAAAAAGAGUGAGGCACUCUCAGUGGAAAGAGAGAGGGAGAUCCAACAGGUGGUUGAAUCUGUAAACGAGCUUGCUCAGAUUAUGAAGGAUCUAUCCGUUCUCGUGAUAGACCAGGGCACUGUUGUUGAUAGGAUAGACUACAAUAUUCAGAAUGUCGCAACAACAGUUGAGGAGGGUCUCAAGCAACUGCAGAAGGCUGAGAGAACACAGAAACAAGGGGGGAUGGUGAUGUGUGCUUCCGUUCUCGUAAUCAUGUGCUUCGUCAUGUUGGUUCUCCUAAUCAUAAAGGAGAUAAUCUUGUGAUCAUCGCUGAGAAUUAUUUGAAUUUUUCGAUAGAGUCUAAUGUUGAAAGCCUCCCACUGGGACUAUUACACCCACGAAGAUUGUGGCUUUGACCCUUGAUGAGGAUUACCGGAGUUGUGAGGCGCCAUAGCUACAGAAUUUUUGUUUAUUUUCCCUUUCUGUUUUCACUUCAAGGGACAGCUAUUCAAAAAGAGAGACCAAGUUCCACCAGACUCUGUCACACAACUACAUAUACUACUCAUAAAGUGACUAUCAUUUCUUGUUCAUUUUCGUUAGGAAAACUGUGGGAGGGGAAACGUGAUUGACUGGGAAUGAUUGUCCUGGGAUUUGUGUAGAGCCUAUUCUUGGAUGUCGUUCUUUGGCCCACUGGUAUUUGCUAAGGAACCAUUGGUUGAUUUUCUGAUUUUCUUUUGCCCGGGAUUUUGGUGCUGUCGUUUCUCAGCAGACACGUACGAGAUGACCUUUUUGUUUUAUUUCUGUAUCGAUUCCAUUAUUAUACAAUAAAAUGAAAUUAUGAAA
Messenger RNA from Morus notabilis, 1454 nucleotides. RefSeq names its product syntaxin-43. The transcript is spliced from 8 exons. Gene Ontology annotation, molecular function: SNAP receptor activity; SNARE binding. The record is from RefSeq and is a predicted model, not a curated record. Gene Ontology annotation, cellular component: membrane; endomembrane system; SNARE complex. The coding region runs from base 246 to 935 and encodes 229 amino acids. Lineage: Eukaryota; Viridiplantae; Streptophyta; Magnoliopsida; Rosales; Moraceae. Gene Ontology annotation, biological process: intracellular protein transport; vesicle-mediated transport; vesicle fusion.